AUGCUCUUGAGUGCCCGGGACAUAACGGCACAGGGCACCACGGCGGCACAGCCGACGACGGGGCCACCCCGCAACAAGACGCCCAUCUACAUUGCGGGUUUCUUUCCCUUCGAAGACUAUUUUAACAGCGUGAUGGUGAACUCCACACAGAUUGCCAUAGACCACGUGAAUGAAUUCGAGGGACUGUUAGCAGACUACGAGUUGAAGAUGAUAUGGGCAUGGGCUCAGUCAAUUGGGGACAGUGGCAAUCCUUCCAUAGCUCCUUCCCUGCACGCCACCUACGACUUCAUCUAUAACCAACCCCAGUUCUUGAUGACAUGGGGACCCGUCUAUUCCCGGACGGGACAGACUCUCAAUCAGGUCGUACAACGCUACAACUUGGUUCAGGUCUGCAUCGCACAGUUUGUCUCCGAUGAGCACCACGUGGAGAAGUAUCCACUGACGGUCCAAAUCUACCCGAGCUCUGGCGUCUUCAACCCCGCCAGGAUCGUCCUCAUGCAGCAGAUGCAGUGGCAGAAAGCCGCAAUCAUCUUUGAGAAUUUCGACUUGUUUAGAUUGGAAAUGGAGGAACUGGUUGGGCUCUUUUCGGCAAAUAAUCUGAGCAUAAUAACUCUGGAAGCUAUAACGGGAGAUAACCCCCGGGCUAACGUCGACAAUCUUGAGAAACACGAUGCAAGAAUUAUAUUUGCCACUUUCUACCAGGAGAUGGCAGUCAAAGUAUUUUGUGAGGCUUACCGUAGAGGUAUGUACGGUGACAAGUACGUCUGGAUACUGUUGGGUUGGUACAGUCCGGCACGCUGGUGGGAGCAAGAAGUACGGAAACUCAAGGAGAAAAACGCAGAUACCUGCGAGGUCGAACAGAUCGAGAAGGUCGUAGAGGGUUCACUCAGCAUACGGGGAUUCGAAAUCCAGCAGAAUAUGUCUCAAAUCAACUUCAAUGGUGUGCAUCCGAAGAAGAAUCACCUUGAGUUCUACAAGUAUUUGCAAGAUCAACUGCUUACAGCCGGUGCGUGUGAUUCGUACGCGUACGACCAGAUCAUCACAAUUGCAUUAGCCCUUAAUGCUUCCAUCGAACCUCUAGCAAAGAUGGACCCACCGAAACGCCUAGAGGACUUCAGUUACGACAAUGCGCAGAUGGCAGGCGUGUUCCGUGAGAAGGCCGCCUCAGUGGACUUUGUUGGGCUCACGGGACGUGUGGCAUUCGAUCGUUUUGCCGCAAGAGAGAGCAAAGCUGUCGUGCAGCAAAUACAGGGCGGUAACAUAACGCAAAUAUUUGUGUACGACUCCUCACAGAAAACAGUUGCGAACAUCACAAGCUUUAUUUGGGGCGGAGGUUUUGUUCCAGUGGACGGACCAACGGUCACAUACACCCCCUUAAAGAUAUCCCAACUUAUUAAGAUCGUGGUGUACGUACUGUCUGGCGUUGGGGUAGCUGUCUCUGUUAUUUUUCUCUGCCUCAACAUGCGAUUCAAAAAUAGCAGUGCAAUCAAAAUAUCCAGUCCGCAGCUGAAUAACAUGAUCGCCUUAGGUAGUAUGCUUCUUUACGGGUCAACUUUCCUCUACGCACUCAAGAUCGAAGUCAACGAAGAUAUCACUAGAUACACAGUGUAUUGUCAGCUGUCGUCCGGUAUACUGUGUGUUGGUCUAUCGCUGGCUUUUGGCGCCCUUUUCAUGAAGACGUUCAGGGUCCACCAUAUUUACACGAGUGCCAUGAAAUUAAGAAAGUCGCGAGCAACCAUUACUGAUUCUAAACUCAUGUCUGCCAUUGGGUUAUUCGUCGUAGUAGACGCCAUCAUCUUCGGUCUCUGGAUGUACUUGGACCCAGUAGUACUCGUACAGGACGAGUUGCAAAGAAGGACUAUUAACAAAGCUAAAGAAAUCUACGACAGUCAGAUCUUCUACUAUUGUACAUCGAAAGAUGAGAUCUACUACAGCAUUGCCAUCUUUGUCUACAAGGGCGCCCUCUUGAUCUUUGGUAUCUUCCUAGCCUGGUCGACCAGGAAUGUUCGAAUUGCCCAGCUUAACGAUAGUAAAUAUAUUGCAUUAUCUGUGUAUGCCGUCGGCUUGACUUGCGUUUUGACAGUACCGGUGGCAUUCUUCAGUCAUGGGCAGGGAGACAUCGAUUUCGUGUAUGCCUUCGUCUGUGGCGCCCUCCUGUUUGCGAACACGAUCAUGUUGUGCCUAGUUUUCAUACCGAAGUUUAUCUCGUUAAGAAACAACACCGAUGGGGGUCGUCUCAAUACCUUCAUGCCAUCCAACACUUUUACCGUCAGCCAAGACAGGCAAGCCGCGAUUUCCAGGUGUAAAGAACGGCUGCAGGAGAAAACAGCGCGCCUUGAAAGGCUUGUUGAGCAGUUACGGGAGCUGAAGAAAGCGGCACCUGUGCAAUGAACUCCAUGUAUAUCAAGAUUCUAUACAAAGACAGAAUACAGAGACUAUAGAUGAGGUUUAUUCAACGAAACGAAGUGGAAUGAUUUUAGGAAGGCCAAUUAUAUAGCAAUCACUUUUGUGAUUUGUUUUUUAUAACUCAAUUUCAGUUUUGUUUAUAAUAUUACGCAUCAUGUGAGCGAUUCGUGGGAAACAUUCUUAAUUUUUGACCAAAAUAUGUAGCUUCAUAACAUGCUAUAUUAUCCGUAAUAUAUAGCAAUAUGCGUUCUAAUGGCAGACCUUUGGGGACGCUGGUUGGCAGCAGACUUACCAUUGCAGUUCUAUACUGUCUGAAACAAAAAUGGAAAUACACAAUUUUAAUGUCUGCAGCCACCUAGCUUACAAAGUCUUCCAUAAUAAACGUGCCACUUGACGUUCAAGGCACCAAAUGACCUCAGGGAAGUACGAUGGGCUUGCACCUUUUAAUGCGAACUACAACUAGAUCCGUGGUAUUAAAUGACUGUUUGAGUGGAGAUCGUGCGGGUCAUGAAAGUGAGUUGAGAGAGUGAGAAAGAGGUUGUAGGUGAAAAGGGGAGGCGGCAUGGGCGGGGCGUGGGAUAAGAAAAAGCCUCUGAUGUACAAAAAAAAUGAUAACAUGUUAAACGGUAAGUUUUGAACUAUUUAAGGGCACAUCCGUGAGUGUAGUGGACCAUAGUUCGACCCUCGUUGGUUUCAACUGGUGUUUUUGUUUGGUGUUCAUUCGUUUAUAUAGCGUAUUUCAGGUUCAGGUUCAGGGUUAUUUCCAUACCAUUUGUACGUGUACAAUGUAAGGGAAAACUAAUUAUAGAACUUAUAAUAACAGUAUGGGGAGUCAGUAAUCGCUUAGAUUAGAUACUUAAUACAUGCUUUUCAAACCAGUGAUUUCAUUGGAUACAAUGAUUUCAUUGGAUAAUGUGCAGUGACGUUUUUCCAUAUCUGUUUUUUGAUUGGUCCGAAGUGACGUUUGGCAACUGCACCAUCCCCAUGUUAAAAGAAUGUAGGUGAAAGGUGAUUGUGGACUGGGAUUGACGUAUAACCAAAACGGUAACCGAGCUCACAACUCGGUUAUCGUUCAGUCUGAACAGCAGAACCAACGACCAUUAACCGAAACAGUUUUUGGUUACCGCCGCCAAAACGCAUCCCAGAUGUUCAGGCUUUAGUACACCCUGACAACAAGAAUGGCGAAAGAGGGUGCACGGCGAGAAAAGUGAAUGUUCACGUGUACCAACCAACCUGUUUAUACCUUUCUUUUAUUGAUAAACAAACCGCCUUGGUUGGCAUGGUCGGCCG
Molecule: messenger RNA, 3696 nt
Organism: Asterias rubens (European starfish)
Lineage: Eukaryota; Metazoa; Echinodermata; Asteroidea; Forcipulatida; Asteriidae
Product: gamma-aminobutyric acid type B receptor subunit 2-like
Exons: 17
Coding region: 1-2391 (796 amino acids)
Biological process (GO): gamma-aminobutyric acid signaling pathway; G protein-coupled receptor signaling pathway
Cellular component (GO): G protein-coupled receptor heterodimeric complex; membrane
Molecular function (GO): G protein-coupled GABA receptor activity
Source: RefSeq, a predicted model, not a curated record